Biomphalaria glabrata is the source of this 4390-nucleotide messenger RNA. RefSeq names its product cryptochrome DASH-like. Bases 199 to 1803 code for a protein of 534 amino acids. Lineage: Eukaryota; Metazoa; Mollusca; Gastropoda; Planorbidae. Gene Ontology annotation, molecular function: deoxyribodipyrimidine photo-lyase activity; FAD binding; damaged DNA binding. The transcript has 14 exons. The record is from RefSeq and is a predicted model, not a curated record. Gene Ontology annotation, biological process: photoreactive repair.
GUUUCGAUUAUUGUGUUUAUGCAAUGAACGUAAUCUGCCACAGUUUCUGCACUUUGAUUUGGCAUCCAAGCCCAAGUGUCUUUAUAAGUUUAAACCGAACACCAGUUGGAAGAAAAACUCAAUUUGAAACUGCCUUCUGCUUUUAUUAGAGAUCUUCAAAAGCUUACAUUGAUUCAUGGGAAGCAGAUAAAUAGGACAAUGCAGACGGCAUCAGAAAAUCCCAGUGUGGCAAUCUGUCUCUUUAGAAAUGACCUGAGAGUACACGACAAUGAGGCUCUGUUCACUGCUAACCAAAAAGGUAAAUUUUUGUUACCCUUGUACUGCUUUGAUCCAAGGCACCAUGCAGGAACGUACCAUUUUGGUUUUCCGAAAACUGGUUGUCAUCGUCUUCGAUUCCUUCUGGAGAGUGUGACAGAUUUGCGAAUAAAGUUGCAAUCUAUGGGGAGUAAUUUGAUUGUACGACUUGGAAAACCAGAAGAUGUGAUAGCAGAACUGGUCAAGAAUCUCAACCUACAGAAUAAUGUUGCUGUUGUGAUUCAGAAAGAGGUGACUGAGGAAGAGGUCAAAGUCGAACAAGAUAUUAGGUCAAAGUGCAGAGUUCCCUUGCUGACAGUCUGGGGUCACACCUUGUACCACAUCGAAGAUUUACCAUUUGAACCCAAGCAUUUACCAGACGUCUACACUGAAUUCAGAAAGAAAGUGGAAGACAAUUUACCUGUGCGAAAGUUAAUCAACUUACCUGUCCAGUUGAAUCCAUUACCCAUGGGCAUUGAUCAGGGACUAAUACCAACAUUUCCAGAUUUUGGAUUUUCAGUCCCAGAUCGAGAUCCUCGCUCAGCCUUUCCAUUUAUUGGUGGAGAGUCAUCGGCACUCCAGCGUUUAAAUGACUACUUUUGGGUGACAGACAACGUCAGUACCUAUAAAGAAACAAGAAAUGGAAUGAUUGGGACCAACUUUUCUACCAAGUUUUCGCCCUGGUUGGCCCACGGAUGUCUGUCUCCCCGAAAGAUAUACUGGGAACUGAAAAGAUAUGAGAGAGAGAGAGCCUCCAACCAAUCAACUUACUGGGUUAUAUUUGAACUUCUCUGGAGAGACUAUUUUCGAUAUGUUAGCUUAAAGUAUGGCAACAAAAUUUUCUUUUCCGGGGGCAUUAAAAAUGAACCAACACAGUGGAAAACUAACCACCAACAUUUUAAAGCAUGGCAAGAAGGCAGAACUGGUGUCCCGUACAUUGAUGCCAACAUGAGAGAAUUGGCAGCUACUGGGUUUAUGUCCAACAGAGGGAGACAGAAUGUUGCCAGUUUUCUUACCAAAGAUUUGCAGCUAGACUGGAGACUGGGUGCUGAAUGGUUUGAAUCUUUGCUGAUUGACCACGAUGUCUGCAGUAACUAUGGCAACUGGUUGUAUAGUGCAGGUAUCGGCAAUGACCCCAGAGAAAACAGGAAGUUUAAUGUUGUCAAACAAGGAUUAGACUACGAUGGAGAUGGUAAUUAUGUUCGUCUCUGGGUUCCUGAACUAGCAGCUAUCAAGUCUGGCAAAGUUCACUGUAUUUGGACUCUCAGCAACACUCAGUUGCAAGCCGGAGGUGUUCUGCUUGGUCAGACUUAUCCUAACCCCAUUAUAGUUGCUCAGGAGUGGAGUCGGCACGUGAACAGACCUUCCUCCAGUACUAGCACCGGUGCUUCAAGUGGCAAAGGUAAAAAAAGAAGUUCAGGGUCACAGAAGAGCCUUGAACAUCAAGGUCAAUAUCCUGGCCAGAAACGAGGAUUAGACUUUUACUUUAGCCACACAAACCCAAGAUAAAACAAUGUCAACUGAACCUAGUAUGUGUACUUUUAGCAUAACAGAAACGUUAUCACCAACAAUAAAUGGCUACCAUCUUAAUCUUGGCUUGAUCUCAGUGCAAUUUCUUAUAUUCAUUUCAAUGUUUCGAUGCCAGUAAUUGGAUCUGUCUUGUGACAAUAUUUGAUCAAGUCAUUCAGAGCUGUGGAAAAUGUACACUAGUGACAUACUAAUAGACAAACCUUGGUUUUCUAUGUGAUUUGAAACUAUCACAAAUUUACUUUGAUGCUUGACUAGAUUCAUUAUAAACAUUCUAACCUGGCCACUCUUUUAAAAACUUGACGGAGAGAAAAAUGAAUAAAAGCCUUUUGCAUGAGAAUUACUAAAUGUGUAAAGUAUUUUGACAUUUCAAAAUGUUUGUAAAUGAAUGCUUCUUCAGCAGAAGUGGAGGAGCUGUUUAUAUUGUUUGUUCUUCAUAAACAGUUUGAAUUACAGAUUAUAUUUGUUUCAGAAUAUAAUGAGUAUAAAAUUUUAAUUUAUUUGUAAAUUUAAUUACUUUUGUCUGUUUUGUAAUAUUUUAAAAGCCCUACUUUCCUCUGCUUGUCCAUCAGCUGAAGUCAGUCUCACUAUAUUUCUGAAAGUGUUUGGUUUCAGAUAAAAAAUAGAACUUUAUUAAAAAUCAAAGACGAAAACUGCGAAAGGCUUUUUUAAAAAUAUAUUUUAAAACUUAGAUUGUUUAACCAGCUAUUGUUGUUUCAAGUAAAUUUAGAUGGAACUUUUUUUUUACUUACAUUUUAAACUACCGGUAUCUAGUUCUAUUUUAAUUUGUCAGUCUAACUCCCAGAAAUUCAUUGUCUUGUUAUUUUAUGCCUAUUUGUAGAAGGCAAUAAAUAGAGAUAUUUGUUUAGGUGUUACAUUGUUUUUACAGAGUUAAUUCUUUCUCUCCGUAAUUAUUUUCCAUGUUUGGACCGCUUCAUUUUUGCUCAGUAGUAUUUCACUCCCCUUUUUGAUAAAGCUUCAAUAACAUUUUCAUUUGUUAUCAGAAAAUGUUUUAUUUGAUAUAGAAUUAAAGGUGAAUUCAGACUCAAUUAUAUAAGACAAAGUAUAGUUUAUAAAAUCAAACAUUAAUUUAAUUUAAUGACUUUAAAUCAACGAUGUUAUCAUCAAUUAGGAGAGAAAGAGUUUAAACUGAAUUUUUAAUUUAAAAAAGAAAAAAUUUUGAUAUAAAUGCAUUGAUUUGAUUUCUUUGGUCAAAAUUUGGGAAAUUUAUAUCUGUUUUGUUUUAUAAGAUUCUGUUUUUAAAAAAAUACUGAUGCUGCAAAAAAAAAAUAAUUAAAAAAUGCAUAAUUAUAAGAAAGAUUAAGACUUGAAAACAUUGUUUUAAUCAACUCUUAUUUUAGUUUAUAUUGUGUUUUUAAAUGUUUAGUAUAUGCAAAACUUGACUAUUUUGGUUUUUAACUUUGUGUAUGUUUCAUCUGAUGUACCUGUCAUUUCACUCGGCUUUAGUUUGGGCUUGCAUGAACUCUUUUGUUUUUAUUGUUUAACUUUGUAACCUCCCUUAAGCUACUUCCUGGUGAUAUACCUACCCAGUUUCCUGCCUCUAUUUAUUUACAUUUAGCUUAGAAUAUGUUUGAUACACAGAUUGAAGCAUUAAAGUGACAGUUGAGUAAAGAAAAUUGAUUGUUAUUAGUUAAGAAUCUAUCUCAGAGACAAAAAAACAAGAUUUUGUUUAGGGUACCUCCCCCUUAAGCUACUGCCUGGUGAUAUACCUACCCAGUUUCCCGCCUCUAUUUAUUUACAUUUAGCUUAGAAUAUGUUUGAUACACAGAUUGCAGCAUUAAAGUGACAGUUGAGUAAAGAAAAUUGAUUGUUAUUAGUUAAGAAUCUAUCUCAGAGACAAAAAAACAAGAUUUUGUCCAGGAAUAUCUACCCAGUUUCUCUUUAUAUGACGUUCAACCUCUUCUAGAUACACACUGAGUCCUUGCUAGUCUUAUGAAUAAUAAACAAAGGAACCUAAUCGUUUUAGGCUUUAAACAAAAAAUUGAGUGAUUAUUUAAGCUUAAAUUAAAAUUGCAUGAAUAAUCUAGAAUAUUUCUUUUAAUUAAUUAAAAAGAAAGCAAGAAUAUAAACUUUAACUUGAUCAGAAGCAAGAAACUUGAGUUUCAUUUGAUAAGUCAGCCUCAAUGUUGUCAGAUCUUGAUUGACCAGGUUUUAUGUAUGGCAACUUUUUAAUUUUGGUACUUUGUUUGCAAAGAAUUAUUAAGUUAUAAGAGGACCUCUCUAAAGCUUAUCCAUAUAUUCUUAUUUUCUGCAGGAUAUCAUUUGAAGCCUCAUUUUCAUUCACAACUGUUGACACUAAAAUUGUAUCGAUUUGUUUUGAAAUAAUUUUGAUAGAAACUAUUAGUUUGUAGUUUUCAUUUAACAAGAAACAUUUAUCAGUGUUUUUUAUGUGAUUAUUGUUGUGAGAUGUUUCUUUUUUAACGCCAUGUUUCUGUUGAAUCCAUUGUGCAAUGAUAUUAUAUUUAAUCUCCACAUGUAUUUGUUUUUUCAGGUGUAAACAUUUUAAAGGGAAAAAUCAGUGAAUAGAUUAAAACAUUUAGUUUCUCAA